AUGGAUGGAAGCGUAGGCUUCCUCCAAGUAUCUCCUCAAUCACAGGCAUUGCUCCAUACCCCUAUAAUGACUGAAAAGUCAGACAUGGUCAGGAAACAAAAAAACGCACUGAAAAGGAUGGACACCUUGGCAUGGAGGUCUGGGAAAAAUGGCAACCACCUGUGUGGAGGUGGCCUGCAGCCUGAAAUCGCUCCUGCAGAAGUGAUAGAAGGACAAUCAGUCGUUCUGACCUGUAAAACCACCUGCAAUCUUACUGAGCCAACAUUCAUCUGGUACAAAAACAGCAGAGAUUUAACCACAAAGGCCAAAAAGAACAAUGAAGUCCGUCUGCAGUCGGUCAGCUUUGAGGAUGCAGGCAGUUAUAGCUGUGCUGUAAGAGGAUAUGAACAUCUCCACUCUCCUGUUCAAACCCUCAGAGUCAGAUAUCCUCCAAAAAACGUCUCAGUGUCCAUCAGUCCCUCUGGUGAAAUAAUGGAGGGCAGUUCAGUGAAUCUGACCUGUAGCAGUGAUGCUAACCCACCUGUACAGAACUACACCUGGUUUAAGGUGAAAGAAUCAUCACCUGUAGGAUCUGGACAGAGUUACAGAGCUGUACAGAGUGGACAGUAUUACUGUGAGGCUCAGAAUAAACACGGCUCUGAGAGAUCAGCUGCAGUGUCUGUCACUAUUAAUGGUACUGUGAUUGUGAUUGUGUAUGUGGCUGUUGAACUCGGACUUUUUGGGCUUGCAGCUCUUCUCUCUGCACUCUUCUGGCUGAGAAGCAAGAGACAGAAGAAGAAGAAGGCAGAUGAAGGUGACAGUCAGAACACUGGGUCGAUUGCUAAAGAUGACAUUUACCAAAAUCUCGAGAUGUCACAGAUUUCUCAUCCCAGUCCUCAUGCUGACAUGCCCACAUCCUCUGACUAUGGGAAUAUUGCAAUAAUGAAUAGAGAGCUCCUCACUGAAGUGGGAAACUCAGCUACAUCAGGAACUUAG
Molecule: messenger RNA, 975 nt
Organism: Tachysurus fulvidraco (yellow catfish)
Lineage: Eukaryota; Metazoa; Chordata; Actinopteri; Siluriformes; Bagridae
Product: B-cell receptor CD22-like
Exons: 7
Coding region: 1-975 (324 amino acids)
Source: RefSeq, a predicted model, not a curated record